GACAGAGCAAAUUUCCAAAGGAGAAUCAUCAGAGAACGAAAUUUAGUAUCUAAAGGUCAAAGGAAACAAGCAAAAUAAAAAUAAAAUGUUUUCGUCCCAGAUUUUGGUAUUUGUGUUGGCUACGUCGGCGUUGCUGCACCCUGCCCAAUCCUUUGCGCCUCCAUCGUUGCUAUCUGCGUCUUCCAAAGCCUCUUCCCUUGUGUUAAAUGGGAAGAAAAGCAAACGAAAAGGUGGAGGCGGUGGUUACAGUGGCGGCGGUAAGAAAGGAGGAGGCCAGCAGCCACGUCAAGAAAAACAAUCUGUCCAAGAUCAACGGUUUGAUGCAGCAACGAGACAAUUCAUGUUCACCCUCAGUGGAUUGUCCAAAAUGCUACCCGACAAGUCGAAAAAAAUUCUCGAUAACAUCCAUUUGAGUUUCUACCCCGGUGCAAAGAUCGGUAUUGUUGGAUUAAACGGAAGCGGGUGAGAACAAAGAAACACAAAAAAUUGUUGCCGAAAGGCAAAGUCGACGGUGACGGCCAUAUCUUUUCCUCCCUCUAAUUCUGAAAAUUCUUCCUUUUUUUCUACCAUACACACCAACCUACAAAAUWUAUCAAAAUCAAUGGAUGCAGUAAAUCGACUUUGUUGAAAAUCAUGGCUGGUGUCGAUACAGAAUACGAUGGCCUGGCAAGGCCACUACCAGGUGCUUCGAUCGGUUACUUGGCGCAGGAACCAGUUCUUGAGUUCCCAACCGUACAAGAAAACAUCGACGAAGCUAUGAAAUCUUCGCAAGCAGUUCUCGAUGAAUACAACGAGAAGAGUAUGAAACUAGCAGACCCCGAUAUCACCGACGACGAAAUGACACAAAUCAUGGAGGACAUUGAAAAACUGAAUGACCAAAUCGAAGCAGGUGAUAUGUGGGAACUGGAUCGAGUUGUAUCGAGAGCGAUGGAUUCUCUCAGAGUACCACCUGGCGAUGCUCUUGUUGAAAACUUGAGUGGUGGAGAAAAGAGACGAACAGCUCUGUGCCGCUUGUUGCUUGAAAAUCACGACAUGCUCCUACUGGACGAACCGUAAGUCAUCUACUCUCUAUUCAGAUUGCRAACCAUUGAAAAACGGCCCGUCGAUUUAUCUCAAUGCACUUAUCUCUGCUUUCUUGCAUGCAAAGAACAAAUCACCUCGAUGCCGAAUCAAUUCAAUGGCUGGAAACAUAUUUGGAUAAAUUCAAGGGAACCGUUGUUUGCAUUACCCAUGACCGAUACUUUUUGAACAAUUGUGCCGGAUGGAUAUUGGAAUUGGAUCGUGGAAAGGGAUAUCCUCACGAAGGAAAUUAUGAAACUUUCUUGGAUAUGAAGAACAAACGCCUUGAAGAAGAAAAGAAAGCAGAGACCGCCGCAGCCAAGGCCGUCGCGAAUGAACUGGAAUGGAUUCGAACGAAUCCUAAGGCCAAGGGAAACAAAUCAAAAGCUCGCCUCAAUAGAUACGAUGAAUUGCUAUUGGCAGCGGCUCCUACAGAGCUACGAAAUGCUGGUCAAAUCUAUAUUCCACCGGGACCUCGAUUGGGAAAUGAGGUAAUUGAGGUCACGAAUUUGAAGAAAUCUUUCGGCGAUCGACUCCUGAUCGACGAUUUGAGUUUUUCGUUGCCGCCGGCAGGAAUUGUUGGAGUUGUGGGACCUAACGGUGCGUGGCUUUGUUGGUUUAUAUUUGGCUGCAGACUCAUGUUUGCGUGGAAUUAUCUAAUCUUCUUUGAAUAUUGUCUGUCCUCUGUUUGUGCUAUCGUUUUUGCAUUGCUAUUCUGAUUUCUUCAAUUUUGAUUCGACMGAAGGUGCCGGAAAGUCAACUCUCAUCAAAAUGCUCACCGGAUUGGAGGAACCGGAUAGUGGAACGAUCAAAGUUGGUGACACAGUAAGUUGCUUUAGAAUUUUAUUUUCGCCCUUUUCCUCGAAACGAAUGAUCUCAUUAGAACUUUCAUCUCUCUGUCGUWAGGUGAAAAUGGUUUCUGUUGGUCAGGAACGCAUGGACGAAUUGGACUCGUCAAAGACAGUUUUUGAUGAGAUUUCUGAAGGUUUGGAUGAGAUCGAAUUGGGAACCUCAUCAAUCAUGUCUCGUGCGUAUCUUUCGUGGUUCGGCUUCAAGGGACAAUCCCAGCAAUCAAAGGUAAGGCCAAUAAAUGACUGGCAACUACAAGUGGAUUAGCUAGUUUUUUGUCGCAUGUUGUCUUUUUUAUGAUCUCAACAGUGUACCAUUGUUCCGUUUAAUUUCAUUACACCUGUGAUGCUAAUAUCGCAGGUUGGCAACUUGAGUGGAGGAGAACGCAAUCGUGCACAAUUGGCGAAGUUGAUGAAGGCGGGCGGAAACUUGGUAAGGAUGAAAUACGACGAGCUUAUAGUGCUUACAGCAUUCAUAUUUCAUUGUGCGUGCUCGUUUAACUAGUUUUAAAGAAUGGUGCGCUCAACUUUAUUUUCUUGUGUUUUUCAUGGAACAUACUGUUGACUUCAAUCAUGACUGCAUCAGAUCAUUCUCGACGAACCGUCUAAUGAUCUWGACGUCGAAGUGCUGAGAAGUCUCGAGGAGGGUCUCCUCAAUUUUGCAGGAAGUGCCUUCGUUGUUAGUCACGACCGUUACAUGCUCGAUAGGCUUUGCACUCACAUMCUGGCGUGCGAAGGAGACUCCAAAUGGCACUAUUUCCCGGGCAACUAUGCAGAAUACGAAGAAGACAGAAUGAAGCGUCUUGGUGAAAGCAGUAUCAAGCGCAUCACCUACGCUCCAUUGGUGAACUCGUGAGGUAUUUCUUUCAUUGAUGUAUGAAUUGGAAAUAGGAAAUGUUGAAACUCCAAAUGAUUUUUUACUCGUACAUCCAUAUUAUUUUGUUGGAGAAAAUCGUUGCCAGGCAGUUCAACUAGUUUUCGAACACAAUGGACAAUCAUUGGCUACCUGGUACAAGCAGUAUGCGAUACGGUUAUACUAUUCGGAAUUUACUUCCUAAACAGACUUGUCCUUUCGAAAGAUAUUUCCUCUGUCCAAAUCUCCUGGUAGCUUCAUCAAACGAUACUAGUUUGAAAGUAGAUGUGUUAAAUGAAGUCUAGAAGGACUA
This is a messenger RNA of Pseudo-nitzschia multistriata, 3073 nucleotides long. NCBI's taxonomy places the organism in Eukaryota, Bacillariophyta, Bacillariophyceae, Bacillariales, Bacillariaceae. The record is from the annotation of a GenBank genome assembly.